UGUGAGAGAUCAAAUAAAAUUAGUGUGACUUGUGGAGUAGAAUUUUUCCAAACCACGUAAAAUCUUUAUCUUGUGUGAUUGUCGUUUAUUUUUCUUGUUCUUGUUUAUUCGCGUUUGGGUUUUGCUUUCGUUGUUGACUCAACAAUUCCAUCAGAUUAGCCUCAAACCUUCCGAGCCUUAUUAUCCUACUUGCACAAAAAAUCAUCUGAAACAAACCAUGGUGACUCUCAGUGAUCUGCCUUCUCCCUCAGCGGCUUAUGCUGCGUACGCCUCAGUUUCAGCGUCUGCCAUGCUCCUUCGGACCACUUUUAACCAAGUAGUUCCUCGCCAGCUUCAAGAUUUUCUGCUCAAAGCCUUUUUCCGAAUCUUUAAGCGCACCAACACUUCUACUCUCGCUCUCGUCGUGGAUCAGUUCGAUGGCAUGUCACGUAAUGAUCUCUUCGAUUCCUUUGAAAUUUACAUGUCUACGAAGACUAAUCCCAAAACAGAACGUCUCAAGAUCGCGAAAAGAUCCAAGGACAAGCAUGUGAGUAUCAAAUUAGCGCAAAAUGAAAACAUAGUUGAGUUCUUUCAAGGGAUUAAGAUCAAGUGGCUAUUUGUUUGCGAAGAAUCGGAGAACAUGCCUGGAAGAAACAACGGUAGGAACGGUUCAAAAUACCCCAAUGAGUAUGGAAAUCGUCCAGGGGACUCCAAAACUAAGAAGUGGUUCGAGCUUCGAUUCGAGAAACUACACAAGGAAACUGUCAUAAAUUCCUACAUACCAUUCGUCCUCGAAAAAACAAAGGCCAUUCAGAAUGACAAGAAAGUUGUGAAGCUUCACACACUGGGGAACAAAGCCUUAUACUCAGAAGCUCCUGCUUGGGACUCCAUCAACCUAGAGCAUCCAUCUACAUUCGAGAAAUUGGCAAUGGAGCCCAGCGAGAAGAAAGCCUUGAUGGAUGACUUGGAUUUGUUUGUGCAGAGGAAGGAGUAUUAUAAGAAAGUAGGAAGGGCCUGGAAAAGAGGUUAUUUAUUAUACGGGCCUCCCGGGACGGGGAAAUCAAGUUUGAUAGCUGCCAUGGCUAAUUAUCUCAAGUUUGAUAUAUACGACUUGCAGCUAAUGAAUGUCAAGCAUGACUCCGGCCUCAGGAAAUUGUUGCUGGGGACUGCCAAUCGAUCCAUCCUUGUCAUCGAAGAUAUUGAUUGUAGUGUAGAGUUGCCGGAUAGAAACACUAAACCAGUGCCCUCUGAUCGCCAACCUCGCGAUUUGCAGUUUACACUAUCAGGACUAUUGAACUUCAUAGAUGGGCUAUGGUCAAGCUGUGGAGACGAGAGGAUCAUAAUCUUUACGACCAACAACAAGGACAAGCUUGAUCCUGCAUUGUUGCGUCCAGGGCGCAUGGACAAGCACAUUCACAUGUCUUAUCUUUCCAAUAACGGAUUCAAAACAUUAGCUUCUAAUUACCUGGACAUCAAAGACCAGCAUUGGCGGUACAGAGAGAUCGAAGAGCUAUUAGGAAGUGUUCAAGUCACACCAGCUGAAGUUGCGGAAGAACUCAUGAAGACUAAUGACGCCGAUUUAUGUCUGGGAGGACUCGUCAAUUUUCUCAGAGGAAGGAAGAGGGGAAGGAGCGUCGAGAGCAAGGAUGAUGUGGACAGCACGGAUGAGACUCAACCGGUCCCAGAAACCAAAAGAAUAAAAGCUAAUGGCCGGCAAUGAUCUAGCUUUGGCAAUGGAUAAGUCUUUCACUUCUGUAAUUACUAGUAACUGCUGUAUAAUAGGCAAAAGAUAAGUCCUCUCUGGUUGUCUAUCAACCGACCACAGCUUCGAAACAACUUAUCCAAAGCUAUAACAAUAUGAGUUUUUAGGUCCAAGUAUACUACAAGGGGGUUUAAUACAAUGCUUACAUAAAUUUAUUAUUUUCA
Molecule: messenger RNA, 1905 nt
Organism: Daucus carota subsp. sativus
Lineage: Eukaryota; Viridiplantae; Streptophyta; Magnoliopsida; Apiales; Apiaceae
Product: AAA-ATPase At3g50940
Exons: 2
Coding region: 218-1699 (493 amino acids)
Molecular function (GO): ATP hydrolysis activity; ATP binding
Source: RefSeq, a predicted model, not a curated record